This is a messenger RNA of Camelina sativa (false flax), 1302 nucleotides long. NCBI's taxonomy places the organism in Eukaryota, Viridiplantae, Streptophyta, Magnoliopsida, Brassicales, Brassicaceae. The record is from RefSeq and is a predicted model, not a curated record.
AUGGCAUCCGACACCUCCUCUACCUCUGUUGAAUCCUCCCCUGUUUUCAACAUCUCUGAACCGGCAAAAACAUUGAUCUCCCUCAACAUGGCCAACAUCACCAAACUCACGCCAAACAACUUCAUCACUUGGCGUCUGCAAGUUCAAUCUCUUCUUGAGGCUCAUGAUCUUCAUGUCUUCAUCACCAAUGAAGACAACACGCCUGCUGCAACAAUCACCACUGCUACCGCUGAAAACCAACCAAAUCCACAUCUUGCAGCCUGGAAACGUCAAGACAAGCUCCUUUUCAGUGCUGUUCUAGGUUCUCUCUCCCUCUCCGUCCAACCGAUUGUUGCUCGUACUACAACAACACGGGAUCUCUGGCAAACCCUCUCUAGCACUUACGGGAAAUCCUCUCGUGGCCACAUCCGACAAAUCAAGGACCAACUCAAGGAUGUUUCUAAAGGAAACAAUUCAAUUCAUGACUAUAUGCGAGACAUCAUCAACAAGUCUGACAAACUUGCUCUCCUUGAUGCUCCCCUUCCCCAUGAAGAUCUCCUUGACUACAUAACAUCUGGUCUCGGAGAAGAAUACAGAGCAGUUGUCGAGAUGGUUCAAGGUCAUGAUACGCCGAUCUCAAUCCCUGAACUUCAUGAAAAACUUAUCAACAGGGAGAAUGCACUCAAGGUCUCUGGAAAAACAGAGUUCUCUGCUCCGGUGACUGCGAAUGCCACUCAGUUCUCCUCUCGACAGUCUAAUUCAUCUUUGCGUGGUGGCUACAACCCUUCACGUGGUGGUUUCCGUCCAUCUCGCCCGUACCUUGGGAAAUGUCAAAUCUGUGGAGUUCAAGGACAUGGUGCUCGCAGAUGUCCACAGUACAGCGCACCAUCAUCGACUCCUUCUUUCUCACCACACUACUCUGCUCCAUAUCGUUUUCCUGCACCUUGGGCUGCACCUCACCUGCCGCUUCCCACGCCUCAAUGGCAACAACAACCUCAGGCUCAUCACACGACAAGCUCACCUCACCCCGACCUCUCUCCGUGGCUUCUUGAUAGUGCUGCGUCACACCACAUUGCGAGUGAUCUCUCCAAUCUCUCUCUCCAUGCUCCGUACACUGGUGGAGAAAACGUUAUGGUUGGGAAUGGAUCGAAUCUCCCCAUAACUCACUCUGGUUUCAUCUCCCUUCCCUCUUAUUCCCGGAACCUUAAGCUUAACAAUGUUUUAUGUGUUCCUGCAAUGAAGAAAAAUUUGAUCUCUGCCAACAAGCUUUGUCAAAAUAACAAUGUAAUGAUUCAACUGUGUCCCUUUACUUUUCAGGCGUAG